Molecule: messenger RNA, 1677 nt
Organism: Rosa chinensis
Lineage: Eukaryota; Viridiplantae; Streptophyta; Magnoliopsida; Rosales; Rosaceae
Product: cell wall protein RBR3
Exons: 3
Coding region: 260-1456 (398 amino acids)
Source: RefSeq, a predicted model, not a curated record
UGUUUGAGUAGGUGAUCUAAUGCAACAUCCCUAAAUUCACAUCCCGCAACAAAGCGCGGGCACUGUUGCUAGUACCCAACUAGAAAAGAGUUAGACUGUUAGGUUGGAGACUUCGGGCCAAACAUAUACUGUUCACUCUCUCUCUCUGCGCCAAAGGUUUUCACUCUCUCUCUCCCUCACUCUCACUCUCUCUCUCUCUCUCUCUCUAACAGAUUUCCAGCCACAAAGCAAAACCUUUGAAACGUUUAGUGCGCUACUGAUGGAAAAUCAACCAAAUACCCGGAGGCAUUCUCAAAUUGAUAGAGAGCCACCCACCUACAAAGAAACUGUGAUCACUGGUGCUUCCAAGCAUGCUGUGCUGUAUAAUGUAGUAUCAAAUUUAUUUUGGGCGCUUUUGGAUUUGCUGAUUUCAAUAUGGAGAUUUGGAUUUGGAAGGCAGAAACCUAGCACUACUGUUUCUGGUAAUCAAGCAGUUAGUGGAAACACCAGGGACCAAAAUGGAAGUUUCCCUGUUGGCAACACUCCGCAGAAGCAUGCUCGGAAAAAAGUCAAAGCCAAUUCCAGCUAUUCCUCCACCAAUGCGAAGUCGAGUCCUUCUCAAACACAGAUCACCAAAGACGACAAACCUAAAGAUGAUCAGAAACCUAGCACUACUGUUGGUAAUCAAGCAGUUAGUGGAAACACCAGGGACCAAAAUGGAAGUUUCCCUGUUGGCAAAACUCCGCAGAAGCAUGCUCGGAAAAAAGUCAAAGCCAAUUCCAGCAAUUCCUCCACCAAUGUGAAGUCAAGUCCUUCUCAAACACAGAUCACCAAUCAGAAACCUAGCACUACUGUAUCAGGUAAUCAAGCAGUUAGUGGAAACACCAGGGACCAAAAUGGAAGUUUCCCUGUUGGCAACACUCCGCAGAAGCAUGCUCGGAAAAAAGUCAAAGCCAAUUCCAGCAAUUCUUCCACCAAUGCGAAGUCGAGUCCUCCUUCUCAAACACAGAUAACCAAAGACGACAAACCUAAAGAUGAUCAGAAACCUAGCACUACUGUUUCCGGUAAUCAAGCAGUUAGUGGAAACACCAGAGACCAAAAUGGAAGUUUCCCUGUUGGCAACAGUAGCAAUUCCUCCACCAAUGCGAAGUCGAGUCCUCCUUCUCAAACACAGAUCACCAAAGACGGCAGACCUAGAGAUGUUCAGAAACCAAGCAUUACUGUUUCUGAUAAUCAAGUUAGUAGAAACACCGGGGACGAUAAUGGAAGGUUUUCUGUUGGCAACGCUCGGAAAAAAGACAAAGCCAGUUCAAGCAAUUCCUCCACCAAUGCUAGGUUGAGUCGGCCUUCUCAAACACAGAUCAGCAAAGACGACAAACCUGAAGAUGAUCGGAAACCUUGUAUUGUUGUUUCUGGUAAUCAAAUUAAUGACAACAAAGGGCACGGUAAUGGAAUUUUCUCUGUUGGCAACACGUAAGCAGGUUGUUGUAAACAUUCAGUGAUGUCAAACGAGACUCUCUAGAUCUAUGAAGAUAUUGGUCAAACCAGAAAACCAUCGGUUAUUAAAUUAACCGGACAGUGAAGUUGACAGAAAAUGACUAUAGUUUGGUGUGCAAUUUGUAUUUGACAUGCGUCCUGUUUUCCGGGUAGAUAUGCAUAGCUCAUCUGUUUUUCUUGAGUAAACGUAUUGUAAUGAUA